CCGAUUACAAUUUUUUGACUCGGUAGCGGUAGUCAUAAUGCAUAAAGAGAAACAAUCAUUGAUAACCUAUAAAUUAAUUGUUUUCUUGUCAAACUGGAACAAAUUUCACCAUUUAUUAUUAUGAUUUAUAUCCAAAUAGUGCCCAAAAUGAAUUGAUUCAAUUACAUUCUUUAUAAAUUCAGUUUAUAUUGUCUGAAUUAGAAUUUCAAAAAUGAGUAAUCAAAUUGUUGAUCCAAGUGGAGAUCAAAUUCAAGAGAACAUAGCUUGUUGGCAAGAUCCAAUAAAUCCAUUGGCACCAUUAACUGAGGAGCAACAAGAUUUGAUUUAUCAGAUUGAAGAUAUCAUUAAAGAAUGUUACUUCGGAGAUGAAUUAUCUGUGAAACAUGCAGAAUCGCAAAAUCAGACUAAACCACCUCUAAUAGAUUCAAAUAAAAUGUUUAUAAAAUGGUUCACACGAGUUGAAAAUGAGGUGAGAAAUGAAACAAUGAAUGAAUUCCAAAGUUACUAUAGUAAAUUGAAAAAGCAAGAUGCUGAUGUGGAGAAAUUAUUUCAAAAUGCCUGUGAAUCGAAUAUAUAUUUGGAAACCCUCCUUCAAACUCAUAAGCAAGUAAUCACAAAGACUGAUUAUCUGCAUGAUUUAAGUGAAGAUUUAAUGAAGCAACAAAGACUUCUAAAAACUAAAAAAGAGGAAUUGAAUAACGAACUGAAAUAUUUUAUCAGACCAGAAGAUUUAUCAAAUGAGAUAAACAAUGUUAACUCUAAAUCGUUCACAGAAACCUUAGAUUCAAUAAUCGAUAGUAUUGAUAACUUGAAUAUUCGGCAAUGUUACAAAGAAGCCAGAAUAUAUAAAAUGAGAAAUGAAAGUCUUCUGAUAUCACUAUUAAAUGAGGUGUACAAAUUAUUUCAUCAGGUGAUAACAGAAGCAAGCAGGCAGAUUAUAGACCCCGAAAAUAAAUCUAUAGGCAUUGCAGACCACGUGGCUACUAAUGAUUUGAAUGCAGAAACUUCAUAUUCUUUGUAUUAUGGGAAAUUUCAAAGUGCAGCACAUAAAGUUGCCAUAAUUAUUUCAUAUCUUGAAGAUAAUAAUGAUAAAAAUGAAAACUUCAAGAAUACUCUCCUUGAUUGUCACAAAAUGUAUCUUUCUGAAAGAUUACCUUUAUUAACUGCAGCUGUAUCUAAAGCUUUGAAUGAGAUUAAAGAAAAAUAUAAAAACGAUUAUAGCAUCUUAUUUAGAUCAUGUGGAUUAUUUGUAAUGAAAGUUUGUCAGGAUGAAGUUAAUUGUUUCCAAUAUUUUUUUAAAAACUCAUCUGAACAAUUUGAUAAUUAUCUUGGAGUAUUAUGUCAAAGUUUAUAUGAUAUUUUAAGGCCUUGUUUAAUUAUAGUCAACCAUAUUGAAAUCUUGAGUGAACUUUGUGGAAUUCUGCGAAAAGAAUUGUUGAGUGACAGGGUAUUAAGUAAUACAUCCUUAAAGAAAUACACUGAAACGAUGAAUCAAUUGUUGGAGGAUAUAGAAGAAAGAUUAGUAUUCAGGACAAACAUUUUCUUCCAGCAUGAUCUUCUAGGAUAUGUUCCUUCUUCAGGAGAUCUUGCGUAUCCUGAAAAAUUAAUACAAAUGGAAAACAUAGCGAUGGAACUUCAAGAAUAUCACAGAACUGAAUCUAGAUCUUCAGUUGUAUCUUUAGAAUCUCAAGAGGUUUCAAAUAUAAAUGCUGGAUCAGUAAAUCAUUUCCGGUCAUAUACUGGUAAUUCACCAGCAGAUCUUCAUGCUAUGUGGUAUCCAACAGUUAAAAGAACUUUAGUUUGCUUGUCACGAUUAUAUUUUUGUUUAGACAAGGAAACAUUUCAAGGUUUAGCUCAGGAAGCAUUAGCGAUCUGUAUCAAGACUGUACAAAAAGCUGCUGAUUUGAUUUCUAAAAGAAAAUCAAAAAUUGAUGGAUGCUUAUUUCAGACUAAACAUUUACUAAUUGUUAGAGAACAGAUAGCACCUUUUCAAGUAGAUUUCACAGUAAAAGAAGUAGGUCUGGAUUUUAGUAAUGUUCAAAAAGCUGCCAUGCAUUUGAUAAGCCAUCGAGAUAAAAUAUUUUCUUUUGGGACCAAUAAUGCAUUAUUGGAAUUUCUAUUGGAAGGAACACCAAAAGUGAAAGAAUACUUAAUAGAUUCACGUAAGGAAGUGGAUAAACAAUUAAAAUUCUCUUGUGAAGAAUUUAUUUCAUACUGUACAAAUCUUCUGGUGGGUGAUUUGUUGAAAUUUUCAAAUAAUGUGGAAAAUUUUAUGAGAGCGCUUGAAUUACCUGUAAAUAAAGAAAACACAGAUGUUAAAAAUCAAGAGUGGGCAAGACCUGUACAAAUAUCUAAAGUAGUGAAUGAAACUCAAAAGAAUAUCAAAAUCAAAGUACCAGAAAUUCAAAGAUCAAUGCAACUAUAUUUAGCUAAUCGUGAAACUGAGUUCAUUCUAUUCAGACCUAUUAAGAAUAAUGUUAUAAAUGCGUUCAUUAAUUUGGAACAAAUUCUAACAAUCCAUAGAUAUUCUUCUGAAGAUCAGCUGCUUAUAGGGUGUCCAUCUGCAGUACAGAUAGGUGUUUUGCUUUCAUCUGUUUCCUUAACAUCUGAAGUUGAGAAAAUAGAUAGUAUUAAUAAUUGAAUUCAUUAACAAUAUUUAUGUGUAAAUAUCUUUGAAAUUGGUAAAAUUUGUUGCAUUUUUGUUAUCUAUAUUGUUCAUUUUAGAAAUGAAAAAAUGAAAAAUUAAAAUUACAUUAAAAUAAUAAAUAUUAUAAUAUAUGUUAUAUAAUAUAAAUAUAUCUAUGGGAUUAAUAAAAGAAAAUAAAACGUA
Harmonia axyridis is the source of this 2830-nucleotide messenger RNA. RefSeq names its product conserved oligomeric Golgi complex subunit 3 (gene Cog3). NCBI's taxonomy places the organism in Eukaryota, Metazoa, Arthropoda, Insecta, Coleoptera, Coccinellidae. Bases 212 to 2641 code for a protein of 809 amino acids. Gene Ontology annotation, biological process: intra-Golgi vesicle-mediated transport; intracellular protein transport; Golgi organization. Gene Ontology annotation, cellular component: membrane; cis-Golgi network; COG complex. The record is from RefSeq and is a predicted model, not a curated record. The transcript has a single exon.